This is a messenger RNA of Heterostelium album PN500, 660 nucleotides long. Its product is annotated as DUF202 domain-containing protein. The transcript has 2 exons. The record is from RefSeq and is a predicted model, not a curated record. Lineage: Eukaryota; Evosea; Eumycetozoa; Acytosteliales; Acytosteliaceae. Bases 1 to 660 code for a protein of 219 amino acids.
AUGAGUCAUAAUAAAGAUGAGAAUAAGACAUUAUUAGGAAUGUCUUCUGAAGAAGAAAGAUUCGAUUCAAAUACAAAUAGUCCGGUUAGACAGACACAUCUAUCACCGCAAAUGAGUUCAUCCAUGAUGAUGAAGAACAAGAAAAAGUCACCUACACAAGCAACGGAAUUCACAACCAAUAGAGUACUCAAUGCAAUCGGUGGAAAUGUCGUUGGAACGGGCGGUGGUAGUGGAAGUGGUUCCGAUUCGAUGAAGAUGAUGCAUCACGAUACUUCCAGUGGCAGUGGAAGUGGAAUGGACGACGACUAUAACAAUGCUCUCGAGCUAAUGGAGAUGCGCGAGAAGAAAAAGAAGAAAAAGAACAAGAAAAACAACAAGAAAUGGCGUGAGAUGACACCGGAGGAACGAAGAAUCAAAGAGGAAUCCGAAGAUGCCAAAUCGUUCUUCUCGAAUGAACGAACGUUUCUCGGAUGGAUCGGACUUACUUUUUCACUGGGUGCAAUUGGGACUGCUAUUAUUACUUUCUUUGGUACUGAGGGUGUUUCUCUUGGCACGGGUUUGUUUCUCUGGGGCAUUGCAAUUAUGUUUAUGUUGUAUUCAACCGUUCAAUUUAGAAGAAGAGGACAUGUUGUUUAUUGUUUUCAUGAAAAUAUGGUUUAA